AUGGCUGGAAGCACAGUUCCGCAGCUGGUGAUGCCCAGUCUUACGGUCCCCGGCCGUCGGUCCUUUUCAGACGUGGGCAAAUCGAUGGGAAGGCUCAGGUUGCUGGUGGCAGGUCGAGCAGGCAUUGGCAAAACAUCACUCAUCCAGGCCCUGGGACAGAAUUGUCAACACAUUGUGCACAUGGACCCUCUCGAGUCGUGCUCGGCUGGCAAAAUCAGGGAGAUAUACGCCAGCACUCGACCUGAUCCUUGGUGGCGAGCGAGUUCCGAGCCUGUCGCGUACGCCAAGAGACGGAGGCAAUCCCUGACACACGACAUUUUGGACAGGAACCUGUGUUUCCUCGAUUGUCCAGCGCUUCCAAAUAAUACCGAGGCGAGUCAAGCAGAUCGAUAUGUUCAGACACAGCUAUUGCGGCUCUGCGAAAGGCCAAUAGAAGAUGAAGACUUGUUCCAUCUUCUAAGCGGCGGGGCCGGGCCGAUUGUUCAUGUCGUGCUCUAUAUGGUGCCCUUUACGGGUCCGAACCCGGCUGACAUCAGAUGCAUCAAAAGUCUGCAGAAGAUAACAAAUGUCAUUCCACUGCUUGCAAGGGCAGAUGAAUUGGCAUGCGAGGAUUUAGCGCUAUCCAAGGACAGGCUUGUCAACAUGUUGAGCGACCAAGGUCUUGAAUGGUUCUCUUUUGCCAGACCCGAAUCGGCACAGAACACGUCGAGCAUAUACGCAGUCUCGAGUACGACCGAAGCUGAUUGCCGUGCGACGGAUGCCAGCAUUCACAUGAGUUUUGAGAUUCUACAGUCACAGGUUUCAACAGACCUUGAGGAGCUCAUCGACCGCAUCUUUUCUCUCGAUGGAAGCUCCCGGCUCCGGUACUCUGCUGCUCUCAAGUCUGUACUGGACCCUAAGCGCGGCUUUGAUAUGCCUUUGGCCAAGACAGGGCCUUAUACGGGGCUGGGCCAAGAGCAGACCAACGCCGAGCCGGUCAACGCGAACCAUCAAGAUCCGCUGGGAUUGUUGGAGCUGGGCAGUCGAAUCAAGCACGGCGGGAGGCUGACCUUGGAGCUGAUGAGCAGCCUGGGCGUUUUCGGCUGCAUUGCCAUGUGGCUCAUCCGCCCGGAGAUAGCACGCCACUGGGACGCAGGCUUGCCUCCGUCGUGGUGCCUGAUCAGGUUUUGA
This is a messenger RNA of Hirsutella rhossiliensis, 1170 nucleotides long. RefSeq names its product septin domain-containing protein. Gene Ontology annotation, biological process: cytoskeleton-dependent cytokinesis. The transcript has 5 exons. Gene Ontology annotation, cellular component: microtubule cytoskeleton; septin ring; septin complex. Gene Ontology annotation, molecular function: GTPase activity; GTP binding; molecular adaptor activity. The record is from RefSeq and is a predicted model, not a curated record. NCBI's taxonomy places the organism in Eukaryota, Fungi, Ascomycota, Sordariomycetes, Hypocreales, Ophiocordycipitaceae. The coding region runs from base 1 to 1170 and encodes 389 amino acids.